Messenger RNA from Aspergillus clavatus NRRL 1, 489 nucleotides. RefSeq names its product mitochondrial 37S ribosomal protein bS18m. Lineage: Eukaryota; Fungi; Ascomycota; Eurotiomycetes; Eurotiales; Aspergillaceae. The transcript is spliced from 3 exons. Gene Ontology annotation, biological process: mitochondrial translation. The coding region runs from base 1 to 489 and encodes 162 amino acids. The record is from RefSeq and is a predicted model, not a curated record. Gene Ontology annotation, molecular function: small ribosomal subunit rRNA binding; structural constituent of ribosome. Gene Ontology annotation, cellular component: mitochondrial small ribosomal subunit; ribosome.
AUGCCUAAUAAGACAACCAACUAUCAACGUGCUGCCAGCGCUAUCCAGAACAGAGUGUUCCAGCGCCGUCGUCUACCGAAUCGCCAAAAAUUCCUCGAGGACCAGAAGGCUCAAGGUGAAAGCCGAGCCCUAGAAAAGUUCCAGACUCGUGAGUGGAAGGCCGGUGACAUCUAUGCUCCUCACGACCUCAGCCCGGCGGAGAUGAGGAAGUGGAGGAAGCGCCAGGGCCCGGCAGCAGAUGCUUUCGAUUCUUUGAACAUGAAUCCCCUUGAUCUUUACAGAAACUUCUCGAUCAUGUCCGAAUACAUCACCCCUAUGGGGCGCAUAAAGCACAGAAACGUCACGGGUCUACGACCAGUAAACCAGCGGAAGAUCGCAAAGGCCAUCCGAAGGGCCAUUGGUAUGGGUCUCAUGCCCAGUGUCCACAGACAUCCGGAGAUCCUGGCAGCGGAGGCCAAGGCGAGAAUGGAGGGAACACCGGUCUUUUAG